UGGAUGAUUGUACACUCAGCAGCCACACCUUUAAUUUUUCCUUUUAAAAAAACAAAACAAAAGAAAAAAGAAAGAGAAAAGAAUGGAGAUGGCAGCUCAAUUGGAUCGUACGAAAUACACGACCAAACUCGAUUAAGCACAUCAAUUUCAACGCCAGCUCCACACGCGUCGCGUUGCCGUUUGUAGCGUUCGCGAUUGAAUUUGAGCCCAGACCCUUUUACAGUUUACACCAAUCUCAUAGAUGCCACUACAUCAUUAUUAUAAAAACCGACACAUCUCUCAUCCACCCACCUCUCUCUCUCUCUCUCUCUCUCUCUCUCUCUCUCUCUCUCUCCCUGAGGAGUCAUCCACCGUCUGAGGCUCAGAUCUCAGCUCUCACUUCGAAGCCAUGGCCGAGAAGGGCAAGGAGAAGGUAACGAUGAUGAAGCUGAAGGUGGAUCUGGAGUGCUCCAAGUGCUACCGCAAGGUCAAGAAGGUUCUCUGCAAAUUUCCUCAAAUAAGAGACCAAGUGUUCGAUGAGAAGUCAAACACGGUCAUCAUCAAGGUGGUAUGCUGCAGCCCGGAGAAGAUAAUGGACAAACUCUGCUGCAAGGGAGGUGGCUCCAUCAAGUCCAUCGAGAUCCUCCAACCUCCCAAGCCCCAGCCCCAGCCCCAACCCCAACCCCAGCCUCCCCCUAAGCCCAAAGAACCUGAACAACCCAAGGCCCCCGAAAAACCCAAACAGUCCGAAAAGCCCAAAGAGCCCGAAAAGCCCAAAGCCCCUGAGAAACCUAAGACUCCCGAGAAGCCCAAAGAGGCCGAGAAACCCGCACCCAAGCCUGCCCCUGCCCCUGCCCCCGCCCCCGCUCCCGCCCCCAAGCCAGCUCCAGCUCAAGCUCCAGCUCCAGCCCCGGCCCCUGCACCCAAGCCAGCCCCAGCCCCAGCCCCGGCACCGGCGCCGGCCCCCAAACAGCCGGAACCGAUGAUGCCACAGCCGGCGUUACCAGGACAGCAGAUGGCAAUGUGCUGUGGGCCAUACUAUAAUGGGCCUUGUUUCCAUGGCUACGGAAUCCCGGCCCCUUACUACGAGUGUUACGGUCGCCCCGUCUACGACAGCUGGGGCGGUGGCCCUCCCAACCGCCACUGUCACCCCUCCCGUUGCGAUUACUUCAGCGAAGAGAAUCCCCAGAGCUGCUCCAUCAUUUAAUCCUUCUCUUCCCAUACAUAAUUUCCUUUUAUUUUCCCCUUGUAAUGUUUACGAUUUGUUUUAAACACGAUAUAGAGGUGCAAUAGUAUACGGUAAUGGAUAAGCAGAAUAAGGAUGAACCUUGGUAUUUGUAAAUGGUAGCCAAUUGGUUGUCCCAUUUACGGGUGUAAUACAGAGGGUGUUAUUUCAUUUUCAUAUAUUAAAAAAAAACUAAAAACCGUAAUGACGUGCCUUUCCCGUUCAA
Molecule: messenger RNA, 1430 nt
Organism: Tarenaya hassleriana
Lineage: Eukaryota; Viridiplantae; Streptophyta; Magnoliopsida; Brassicales; Cleomaceae
Product: anther-specific proline-rich protein APG
Exons: 3
Coding region: 389-1186 (265 amino acids)
Biological process (GO): regulation of defense response to fungus
Molecular function (GO): metal ion binding
Source: RefSeq, a predicted model, not a curated record